Molecule: messenger RNA, 934 nt
Organism: Nicotiana tabacum (common tobacco)
Lineage: Eukaryota; Viridiplantae; Streptophyta; Magnoliopsida; Solanales; Solanaceae
Product: vacuolar protein sorting-associated protein 25
Biological process (GO): protein transport to vacuole involved in ubiquitin-dependent protein catabolic process via the multivesicular body sorting pathway
Cellular component (GO): ESCRT II complex
Molecular function (GO): structural molecule activity; protein homodimerization activity
Source: RefSeq, a predicted model, not a curated record
UCAUUAUUACGAACAACCCAAAAUAAACAUUUGUCCCCCAUUUGAUCCAAAGUUACAGUUAGACUGGUCUCUCUCUAAGCUUCUCUUCAUCACCGAGUCUUCAUCUAUCAUUCUCAGUUUCAGGUUCAUUUUCCAUCCGACAAUUUUUUUCCGACUUUGUGGUGAGUCUUGGAUUUGACUUUCUGAAUUUCUCCAUAUACGACGGGGUUGUUGGCUCGCUGAAGUGAGGCAGAGAAGGAAGUAGUUCAAGAAAGAUGCAGAAGCUGGGCGAAUUCAAGCUGCCUAACUUCUUCAACUAUCCACCUUACUUCACUUUGCAGCCUGUAAGGGAAACUAGGGAGAAGCAGAUACAGCUAUGGAAGGAGCUCAUAAUUGAUUUCUGUCGAACCCAAAAGGUCUUUGUAAUUGGGCUGGAGGAAGACUUUCCAUUGUUCAGUAAUCCUGCUAUUGAAAGAUCUCUGAGUCAUGAAGCUAGGGAGGCAUUUCUCUCAGCUUUGGUUUCUGAUGGUCGUGCAGAAUGGAUGGAUAAAGGUCAUAGAAAAUGUCUAAUCUUAUGGCAUCGCAUCCAGGACUGGGCAGACUUGAUUGUAAACUUUGUAAAGGAGUAUGGGCUGGAGGACAGUGUUAUGACAGUUGAAGAAAUACGUUCUGGGACGGAGUCCCAUGGAACAGAGCUUCAUGGAAUGGACCGUACAGUUCUUACGCGCACUUUGAAGCUGCUUGAACAUAAGGGGAAGCUUGCGAUAUUUAAGGGAACUUCAGCCGAUGAUGAAGGUGUCAAAUUUUCUCUGUAAACCACCAUGAUAGACUCCUUUACUGUACAAUGAGCGAGAAUUGUACUGAGUAUUUAUGUCAUGAAUUACUUGAUGGAGCCAAAUAUGAUGAAAUGACUUCUUUUCCAACUUCUGAAACUGAAUUCUCCGUAUUUUUUGAA